Babesia sp. Xinjiang is the source of this 948-nucleotide messenger RNA. RefSeq lists its product as uncharacterized. NCBI's taxonomy places the organism in Eukaryota, Apicomplexa, Aconoidasida, Piroplasmida, Babesiidae. The transcript has a single exon. The record is from RefSeq and is a predicted model, not a curated record. The coding region runs from base 1 to 948 and encodes 315 amino acids.
AUGCAGAUCCUCUCAGAAGGAAAGGGGGAUAAAUUGUGCAGCGAGUCAGGAAACACAGAUCGGGAGACAUUGAUCCAGUACGCCUUAGAAAAGACGCACCAAAAUAUAUCGGAACUCUACAAUUAUACAACAGCGCUAGUGGAAAGUAUAAAUCGAUCCUGUGAGAGCUGUAAUGACUUAUUACUGCUACUCUCAGAAGCUAAUAUAGAACAACAUGCAAUAUCAAGGCACUCCUCGAUAAACGGAGUCGACCAGCUCACACAGCAAUCACUCAGAGACAUCGCACAAACAACUCCCGAAGUUAGUACUAUUCUCGAUAGGUUCGCAAAUGAUGGAAUCAAAUGCACCUUGGAGAAAAUUAAAAAAUAUACGAGGCGGGACGUGGCAGCUAGGGACACAUUACCAUCCGAGUUAUGCUCUCGCAAAAUGACGCCAGACGAACUCAUUUACACCCUCAAAUGGCUGCCUGUUACAAAAACAACCAAAAGGUCGAGAGAAAAAAUGCUGCGCAAAAACAUCAUAGAGGCUCACUUUGAGCUUGCCAACGCCAUACGCUUUCACAAGCAGCUGCAUGAGACUCAUGAUUUACCUGAAAUCGCAAACAGCGUACGUAUUAUGACGGCCGAUCGCAUUAUAAGGACCAAACGUAUCCUCUCCAAAUCGAUACGUGAACUCGUUGCCAUCGACAAGAUGUACGAGGAUUUCUUUUACGAGUACCUUAUCACCAAGAAACUGGCGGACUUCAAUGGCGUUUCGCAUAGCGAAACACAAAAGGCAAGAUCUGCUGAGGAUAUACAAGCCAUAAUAACUUCGCAUAACAGUAAAACAGAAGAAGAAUACAGGAGAAGCAAUGAGGAACGUUUGAAAAUGUGUGCCGAGGCAAUGGGAUCCUUGAUGAAAGAGCUGAUUAACAUGAUCCAGCUCCCUGCAUCUAACACUGCUAAAUAG